Molecule: messenger RNA, 2319 nt
Organism: Penicillium cosmopolitanum
Lineage: Eukaryota; Fungi; Ascomycota; Eurotiomycetes; Eurotiales; Aspergillaceae
Exons: 1
Coding region: 1-2319 (772 amino acids)
Cellular component (GO): NuA4 histone acetyltransferase complex
Molecular function (GO): protein binding
Source: RefSeq, a predicted model, not a curated record
AUGCCUCCUCUGUCGGCGUACACUCCGUUUGAGUCCCUGCUCUUUUUCCAGUCCUUAGCGGCCUCCGAUGUGCGCCCGGCAAGCUUCACCUCGAUCUCAACCCUCUUGAGCAACAAUCCACAUGUGCGCCAGCAUGUCGCAUUCAGUGCCGAUCGCCUGAGCCCCGAGGCUCUCGAGGAUCUGUAUGCGACAUUGUUGCGCGAUGGGUUUGAUCGAGAACAUGGUCCCAAUGCAUGGCCAACGGACACCUCGGGAUCCAACAACCCCAAGAAGCGCAAGAUCUCCAGCCCGCGCCCAGAGAAUCUUUCGACCGCUACCACCCACUCCGUACUAGUCCCAGAGCUCGUCGCCCACCUCUACGCGGGGUACAAGGAGCUAGUCACGAAAGAGAUCAAAGAGGACGAGAAGCGAUAUACUCAGAUCAAGGAUGAAAUCGACCGUCUCCAGAAAGAAGGCGAUAAAGCCGUGGGACCGACAACUGCGACGCCCAUCCCCACCGAAUCUCCGCCCCAGCCGAUGGAUAUCGAUGUGAAGCAGGAAGCGUCACGGCAAGACGAGACUUUGAAGGAAGCUCUUCCACAUAAGAGACCGGAGGAUGUGUCGCAUGGCGCGGGUGAUGUGGUAGGGAAACCGCAGCCUGCCAAUGUCCAACCUAGUAGCAAUGCGACAGCGGUGGCUUUGAAAGAAUCAUCCGCGCAAGACAAAGCCGCUCCGCCAGGACAACCGAGUGGUCCAAAGCCCUCGCAAGUCCCCGUUCCCCCACCACUCGCCCCUCGAACCCAACAGCCGGUUCCUGGAACACCGACAGCACCGCCACCUACUGCAGUACCUCACCCAUCACAAAUUGCCCCGCGGCCGAACAUCCCCACACCUUUGACCAAGGUGGGCGGCGAACCAACUCCCACUCAAUCGAGUUUCCAGCAAUGGCAGCUUGAUCCUCCUCCUCACUCCCCUUACUCCGCCGUCUCUCCUACCGCUACUUCUCACAUUGGCCCCGCGGGUGCCAAGCAACCUCAACCUCCCUCCCAGGUCCCAUCACGGAAACACUCCAAGACCUCCGUCUCUUCCAAUGUCCCAAGCACGCCAGGUGCAGCGCCCUCAGAGGCGCAAACGCCUGUGCCAAUAGGCUAUCCACGGAUUUCGCAGACCCCGAGUGUGAUCCUUCCCCCGUUCUCCGAGACUCGAGCUUCUCGUCCACGGCUAUCUAUCGACACACCCGGCUCAUCUACUCCAUGGAAGCGGACUCCUCGUCUCAGUAUCCCACAUUCCCCAACGUCGCCACCUCGACCGCGGCCGGAGGAUGUUAGCCCAAUAAGUGAGAGGGGUUCAUCCCCUGAGGCAUUUGACACCUCACGCACACGAGAAAGGAAGACGAGACGAAGCCAAGCAGCCACCGGUGACAAGUCUACCCCGACCAUCAAAACCGAACGACCAUCGGCCAAUCGGAGAAACCGUGCGAUUAGCUCAGCGUCCUCACAAAGCCGGGGGCGUUCCGUGGCCUCGCGCGAGGCGUCUCCAACAGCGGACACAAGACGUGAUUCUCGACCGGGACGCCGCACUGGUGCUGCUCCAAGUGUCGACGAGUCAACCCCCAAGCUACGGUCCAAGCGCAAACGUGGUCUGAGUGAAUCAUUCGAAGAGCCCAAGGUAGACACGUCUCGAUAUGUCGUGUGUACACGCGGUUUCCAUCGAACCGCGGCUCCCAUCUUAAAUGAUGUGACUACUCAUAAGCUGGCUUCCAUUUUUGCCAAGCCACUUGGAGAGCGCGACGCACCCGGCUACCACGACCUGAUCUACCGCCCGCAAGACCUUAAAACCAUCAAAUCCGCCGUUCACCAAGGAAGCAAAGCCGUGGCCGCUUCAACCGAAGCCGUCAGUACUCCAGCCGGUGCAGGCGAUAGCGAAUCACCGGCACCGAUCUCCGGAACGCCCACUAAGAACAAUGUUCUCAUGCUCCAGAAGAGCGAAGACCUCCUUCCUCCAAAGGGUAUUGUCAACUCUGCUCAGUUGGAGAAGGAGUUUGUACGGAUGUUCGCCAAUGCAAUCAUGUACAAUCCCGUUCCGGAGCGAGGCUUCGGUCCUGGUUUCCCGAUGAUCAGCGAGCGUGGUUCCCGCGAGAGCACGCAGUCGAGUGACGGGGAAGAGGGUGGUAUCAUCCAAGACUCAAAGGACAUGUUCAAGGAUGUCGAGCAGGCCGUGACUCGAUGGCGUGCCGCUGAGCGCACGGCCGAUGAGUUGGCAUACAAGAACGUGCUGUCGUUGAGGCGAGGUAGUGCCAGCGACUUCAACACGGAUAGCGCGGAUGAUGCUAAAGGGUGA